AUGAAUCAAAUAUUUCUAAAAAUAAUAUUGAUAACAAUUCUAUCAAAAAUCUAUCGAAAUGCAAAUUCUCUAAAUCUAUCCGGAAUUCGAAUAUCAUCCGAUAAAUAUCAGGAAUAUCAGCGAAAUCAAGGAUUUUCAGUGGAGAUUUUUGGCAAAAAUCUGCCCGAAACUGGCUAUUUUUUCACGAAUGCGGAUCGAUGUGAAGAUUGGCGGAAAAAUGGGGAGAUUUUGGAAGUUUCGACAAUUGAAAUUGGAAAAGUUGAGAGUUUCGGGAAAGUGGCCAAUUUUGAAAUGAAAAAUGGAUUGCCUUUUGAUGAUUUUACACGGUUUUAUCGAUUGUGCUCGAAUCAGACGAAAAAUAUUGAUUUGAAGGUUGGUUUUUCAUGGGAGGGUUGACAUUUUUGGAAAAAAAAACAAUGAAAAUUGAAAUUUUCAUUUUUUUUCGACACAAAAAAUGAAAAUAUAAAUUCUCUCUAAAUAUGAUUUCUAUGACUAAUAUGAGCAACAUCUGUCUUAACAAUAUUUGAGCAAAACAAACUUCGCACAAAAUUUCGAUAUUCUCUAACUGUUCCAAUCAUAACAAUACAAUUAAUACUUGAAUGACAACUGAAUAAUAACUCAUUGAAAAAUAUGAAAUUCUGAUUUGAAAGUCCAUAAACAGAGUGAAUAAAGAAACCAAAAACUGGGAUAAUCAUAAUUGAACACGUGGCAGUCUGCGCAAAUAAAUUAUGAAUUGCAUUUUGAUGUGAUUGCUUAUGAGAAUCUGAUAUAGUUCCGAUAACUCGCCAAAAUGUUUGUAACAUAUGAUAACUUAGAAUAAUAAUUAUUGACACUCCAAAAGGCGCUGCCAAUGCUAAAUAACCAAAUGAAUAUAUAUUCAAUUGACUAUCCUCGAAAUAUAAUAAAGUUUCGAUUUUUUCGAAUUUCGAAUAUAAUACACUCGCAUAUUUUUGUUGGAUAAAUUCUAGGGAUUUUUCGCGAGACAUUUCUUUGGAGAAAAAAAUUAGAAGAACACUUGCACCAAAUAUUAUUCCGAUAGAUUUGAGAGCGAGUUUUUGGGCGGGUUUUAGGAGGAAUUUUGAGUGAGUUGCGAGAUGCAUUAUUGCUUGAUGUUUUUCGAGAAAUUGAUAGAAGAUUAUAUUGAUUUGAAUUAGGACCAAAAGUGAUAAGAUGAUCUGUAAAAAAUUCAGAUUUUUCUGAAUUCCAUGGGAUUUUUUGACACUAAAAAUCCCACUUUUUCAAAAAUUUCAAAAAUAAACUUUUUUGACAUUUACUGAUUUUCUGAAGGACAAAGAUCUGAACUGAACAUAAUUUUUUAUCUUUUUGGAACAUUUUGCCACGUGGAUUUUUUGGCGAAAAAAUUGUUAAAUUUCCAAAUUUCCACUAACCAUCGAUUGAAAAGACGUUAUCCCAAAAAGUUUCCAAAAAUAACCAUCAGUUGUAAUAACUACCCAAAUUGGUAGAGUUAGCACAAAUUGACAACCAAGUGUAAAACUAAUAUCAACGAAAAUUGAGCAAAUCAGAAAUGCCAAUAAAUAAUAUCUAUAAUUGGAUAUUUUUGAACUUUUAUUAAUUAUUAAAUAUAUUCCGAAGGAAUUGAUAAUUAAUGAGAUAAUUGAAAUUAUGUGGUAGGAAACUAGAACCCAUUUUGGAUUUUCAUAGAUUAUAUCGUCUAAACUCAUUUAGUCCAAUAAUUUCUGAAAAUUGAAGAAAUAAAUGAUCGAAUGCUUUUCAGCUGUAAUUUUCAGAAAAUGUACUUUGUGUGUCAACUAGAAAAGUAAAAAAAACAGGUGAAAAAUCUACUGUUUCAAUAUUAUGAAUUAUUUCAGAAUUCUGGAAUUUGAAAUUCUGAGAUAUGAAAUUACCCCGAAAGAAAAUCCCACUGUUUCAAAAAAUUCCUAGAAAUCAAGAAAAUAUUAAAAAAAAUAAACAAUAUCUAUGAAUUAUUUGGACCACAUAAUUUUUUAAACGAUAAAUCUACUGUUUCAAAAAUCACAGGAAUAUCGGGUUUUGAUAUCUAAAACAGUAGUUUUAUUUUACAGAUGAAAAAAGUUUUAUAAAAAAUUUUUUUCAAAUUUUUUAUGAAUAAAAAAUAACUGACUGUCGAGUUUUGAAAUUCUAAAUAGUAAAAAGUUGUUCUGAAAACAAUUUACUGUUUCAAAAUUAUCAUCAACUAUUUUAUAAUUCUGCGGUUUCAUUUAUGAAAGUAAAUCAUGCAAACUGAAUUCAAAAAAAUCUCACUGUUUCAAGAAAUACAUGAGGAUCAAGAAAAAAAACAGAUUUUUGAUAGGUUAUUUUUGUAAAAAGAUAUAACAAUUUUUUUUUGAAAGAUUUGAUCCACGUAAUUUGUUUAAAAAAAACAUUCCCUGUUUCAAAACUCACAUCAAUGUCGAAUUUUAAAUGUAAAAAUUAUUAUCAAUAUACAUACAGGUAAAAACAUUUUAUAAAAAUUUACUGUUUCAAAUUUUUGAUGAAUAAAAAAUAACUGAUUGUUUUUCAAUGUUUCAUGCAUAUUUACUACAAAUAUAAUAUUAAACAGCCUAAAAUUUCCACUGUUUCAAAAGUCAUAGGAAUAUCGAGUUUUGAAAUUCUAAAACAGUAACAUUAAAAAAAUUUUAAGUUAAAAAAUUUCAAAAAAAAAAAAUCUACUAUUUGAAAAAUAUCAUGAUUAGUUUUUCAAUUUUGCGAUUCCAGUUAUUACAUAUUAAAAAUAGUGCAUACAGAAUUUCAAAAAAUCCCACUGUUUCAAAAAAUACAUGAAAAUAAAGAAGAACAAUUCAGAUGUUUUAUCUCUUGAAAAAAUGGUAAAAAAAUAGUUUUAAAGUUUUUCGAAUUCGUUCGCGAACAUGUUUUGAACAAAAAUUAACUGUUUCAAAAAUAUAAUUAACAAAAGUUUAUAUUUCUUUUUUAAUCGGUGACUGUAGCACAAAACUAUUUUCAAAAAUCUACUGUUUCAAAACCACAUGAAAAUCAAAUGUGAUUUUCCAAAACAGUUAUUCGUCUUGUUUGACCAUUAAAAAUCCCCAAUAUUUUUCCAGCACACCCGAAUCUACAACAAAAAAAUCGAGAAAAACGACCUGAUCCUCAUCCGAAUAAUCCUAUGCAUUUACUGUAUUUUGGUAUCAGCCUUCAGUUCAGGAAUGACAAUUGGAUUUAUGCGUUUUUCAAUUCAAGACCUUCAAAAAAUGCUAAAUUACAAUGAGCCAAUCAAAAGUCGUGCUGCUCGAAUUCUUCGAUUUCGAAAACGAUCAAAUUGGUUGGUUUGCACAUUUUCGCUAUGUUCAACAAUUCAUAGUGUUAUUUUCACAACAACAAUCGAAAAAAUGGUUGAGAGCUCGAAAUAUCAUGAAAUAUUAUCAAUUCUAGUGCCAACUUGUAUUCUUUUCAUUUUUGCCGAGUUUUUACCGCAAGCUGUUUUCAAUAGUAAAUUUGGAUUCGAUUUGGCGAGUGGAUUAUGGCCGAUUACUGUAUUGAUAUUUAUUAUUUGUUCGCCUGUUGCUUGGCCAGCUUCCAAGAUUAUUGAUUUGUUUUUGAAACGAGAUGUUAGAGAGGUUAUGACAGAAGAGGAAAAAUUGAAUAUUAUUAGGAAUAUGGCCAAAAAUACGAAUAAUACAGAGAGAAGUGAGUUUUUUUUGGGUGGGGUUUUGUGGAAAAAUAGAAGUAGAUUUUGUAUAUGAAAAUUAUGAAACAGUGAAUUUUUAUAUCAAGUUAUUUUGUAACAAAAAUUAAGAGGUAAACAAUUAAGAGAGCCCUUCACUGAAAACAUUAUUGAAGAUUUUUUGAAACAGUGAAAAUUUUGAAAAAAUUAUUUUCAAGUUGUUUUAAAGUUAUUUUUGCUUGAAAUUGUGUGUCAAAAUUUUUAAUUCGAAUUUUUUGAACCUAAAACUUAAAACACAAAUUGAUUUUCCAGUAAUGAAAAAAUGUUUAACAUUUUUCUAACCAAAAAUCUGAAGUCUUCUAAUUUUUGAUCCUAAAUCGGGAUUCUAUCGAUUUCCCUUUAGUGCACAUCAAAUUCAAGAGUUUUUUGAAACAGUAGAAUUUUUUAAAUUCAAUUUUUUCCAGUUUUGUUUUGCUGAUCUUUUCUGGAAUUCCGGGGUUUUUUUCAAUAAAAUCUUUACUGUUUCAAAAAUGGACCAUCAAUUUUUCUUUAUUUUUUUUUCCAUAAUGUUGGGAAAUAAAAUGUCAUUUCCAAUAAUUAUACAUUUUUGAAACAGUGAAUUAUUUUAUUGUUAAUUUUUGAGCUGAAGCCUGACAUUUUUUGCACUUCAUAAAAAUUCACUGUUUCAAAAAUUUGUUCAUGAAUUUUGGAGAAAAUUGAUAUUCUGUUAGGUCUUGUGGUGUUUUCUGUCGAAUUUAAAAAUCAAUUUUUUUCUUGCAUAGGGUUUUUUGAACCGAUAGAUUUUUUUGAAUUUUUUAGUAUAAGGUUAACAAUGGCACUAUCAAAAAAUUUCAUAAAAUUUUUCAAUUUCAUAAGUAUUUGAAACAGUAAAUAUUUUUUUGCCACAUCUAAAUUGUUGAGAAAACCAACAUUUUUCAAAACAGUAAUUUUUUUGUCAAAAUAUUAAACUUGAAAGUUGAAUAGAAAAUCCUAAAUUUAUGGACUCUAUAAAAAUGUACUGUUUCAAAAAUUUUCCAUGAUUUGGAAAAUGAAUGAUAUUCUGUUGGGAGACGGAGACUGAGGUGGUACAAUUUUUGGAAAAAAUUCAAAAAUUCACUGUUUCACUAAUUUUUCAAAUCUGGAAAAUCUAAACUGCAAUGUUUCCAAACAUCUUGUAUUCUGAAUAAAAAAUGUCAAUUUUCCAGAAAUCCUGGAACGCGCCACAACAUUUUCCACAAAAACCGUCUUCGAUAUAAUGACUCCAAUUGAAAAAGUGUUCCUUUUAACCGCCUCAACUCGUCUAACAAAAACAACAGUUUUAACAUUGGUUGAGAAAGGAUUUACACGUGUUCCAAUUCAAGAUGACAAAAAUCAAGAUAAUAUAUUUGGUGUGUUAAAUAUUAAAGAUCUUAUUAAUUAUGAUCUCAAAUCAUCUCCACAAGUUUCGAAAAUAUUUGCAAAAAUUGACAAGAAAAAUGAGAUGAAUUAUGUUAGUUCGGAAAUGAAAGUAUCCGAAUUAAUGCAGAAAAUGAGACUUGGCGGAUUUCAUAUUGCAACUGUUUUCAAAUUUAUCGAUUUUUCAUAUAAAAUUUGUGGAAUCAUAACAAUUGAGGAUAUUUUGGAGCAAAUAUUUGGAGAUGUUUCGUCGAAGAAAAAGUAUAAUAUGAGCAAUUCGAAUAAUUCGUAUAAGGAUUCGAUGAUUAUUAAUUGGUGUAGAGAAGCGGCUUCGGAUCAUCCAAAAUAUCCCCUCACUUUUUCACAACAACUUUUGGGUGCGUUUUUUGAAGCGGAAAAAAAGUUCCAAAAUUUUUAUAGAUCACAAAAGAACUUGGUUACUGUAGGUUUUGUAGUACUUCGGAAAUUUCACAUUUAGAGUUCAUGAUUUUAAUGAUUUGAUUUCAUUUAGAGUUUUUGAGCUCCUGGUCCACAAAGAAAAUUCAGAACAUUUGUAGAUCAAAAAAUCUUGGGUUACUGUAGGGUUUAGGGUACUGUAAGCUCUCGUUUUCUAAACCAAAAUCUAAUCCUGAUCCCAAACUUUUGAGCUACAGUAUUUGAAACCUACAGUAAUCCAGUUUUUUUAAAUAUUAAUAUUUUUUAUUUUAAAAAAUCAAUGAAAAUAUUAAAAAUCACGAGAAAAGUUGAAUUUUUCAUGAUUUUUUUCAAUCAAUAUUUUUUUUUCUUUACAGUAAUCCAAAGUUUAUUGGCAGAAUGCCCGAUUUUUGAGCGAUUUGGAAUUGAAGUUCUAAAAACAAAACAAUUAUUGAGAAGUGAUCGAAUUCGAAUUUCGUGCAAAAAUGAGGAAAUUUUGAAGGAGAAAAAUGAAAAAAACGAGGUUUUAUUCAUAAUUUGGGAUGGAUUAAUUGAAGUCAGAAGAAGUGAUGAUGAAAUGCCACAAGAAGUUUUGGGUAGGUAAAUUUUUGGGGAUUUUGAUGGAUCUCUAGAGUUCAUACCCAAAAAAAUGAAGAAAAAAAUUCAAAAAUUUUUCACUGUUUCAAAUUUUAGUGAAAUUUAUCUUGGAAAAUCUGCCUUCAAUCAGCCAUAUUUUAUCGCAUGAAAUUUAUGAAUUUUCAAAAAAAUUUGAAACAGUGAAAAAUUUAUGAAUUUUGCCACGUGGAUUUUUGGCUCCAAAAUUUCCCAAAAUGUUUUUUUCAGUCAAACAAGCUGAUGCCACGUGUUCACAUUCAAACGAAAUUUUUGUGGCCGGAAAAAAUGUGUUGAAUCAGAUUUUGAAGGAUUUGAAAAUGGUGGAAUAUCAAAAACCGAUUGAUGAACGAAUUUUGGGGAUUACUGUACUCUCGGAAAAAUGCUUCUAUUUUAAGGUUGGUUCUUUUUUUUGGGGAAAAUUUACUGUUUCAAGAUUUUGAAGUGUGGAUAAAUUUAAUGGAAAAAUUAUACUAUUUGAUAAAACAUUGAAACAAAUUAUGAACACAUCCAAUCUGAAAAUUUGUCUAAAAUAUAUGUGAAAAUUUACUGUUUAGAAAAAUUUGCUUUGAUUACAAUUUUUGUCAGAAAUUCACUGUUUCAAAAAAUUCGUAAAAUUUUUCAUUUCAAAAUAAAUCUGUUUUCACAAUUUUGAUUUCAGCCAAAUAGAAUAUUCAAAAAAAUUUUACUGUUUCAAAAAUGAAAUAUAGGAAUGUUUUUCAGAAAUUUAUUGAUUCAAGCAACCUCCUUUUAUGAAAUAGUUUUCCUUUAAAAAAUCUACUCUUUCAAAAUAUUUAUAUGUCGAAAAAAUUGGACUAAAACUCGAUACAUAAAAAAAUGUUGCAGAUUCGAAAACAGGAAAUAAUCGAUAUUAUAAAUGAAACCGAAACUUCAAUUCUAAAAAGUGAUCAAAUGCAAAAUGUUUCGAAAAAAGAUUCAUUUUCAAAAGAUGUCAAUUCGGAAUGCUCUUUCUCGUCGUCUUGUGAAGAAAAUCAAAAAUGUAAGAUUUUUUGCCGCGAAAAAUCCUAGUUCAAAUGUUUUUUUCAGAUGAAAAACCAGUUUCAAGUCCAAGUUGUAGUCCAGUUGAAAAUGCAUCAACAGAAUUAGCACAAAUUAUGGAUAAAAAUGUGCCAGUUGGUAAGAAAAUCUGAAAUUUUAUACAAAAAAAUCUGGAUGUUUUUGCAGUUUCCCAUCCGCGAUCUAUGGUUUUGACACUUUUGAAGAAAAAUCGAAAAAAAGGAUAA
Messenger RNA from Caenorhabditis angaria, 7263 nucleotides. The record is from the annotation of a GenBank genome assembly. NCBI's taxonomy places the organism in Eukaryota, Metazoa, Nematoda, Chromadorea, Rhabditida, Rhabditidae.